Acanthochromis polyacanthus (spiny chromis) is the source of this 835-nucleotide messenger RNA. RefSeq names its product G2/M phase-specific E3 ubiquitin-protein ligase-like. Lineage: Eukaryota; Metazoa; Chordata; Actinopteri; Pomacentridae. Gene Ontology annotation, molecular function: ubiquitin-protein transferase activity. The record is from RefSeq and is a predicted model, not a curated record.
AUAUUUCUGUACUCUGAAUUUCCUUGGACAGCUAUCAUAGAGGAUGAGUAUUAUUUAGCAGGGAAAAUGAUUGCUGUGUCCAUUGUACAUGGUGGCCCAGGUCCCAAUUUUCUGUCACAGGAUCUUGUCAGCUACAUCUCAGGGCAGAGCAGUUUCAAGGCAUCUGUAGGAGACAUUACAGAUGAGGACAUAGGGAAAGUCCUACAAGAGAUUCAGAAUGCACCCUCAUUGGAAACCCUUCAGGACUUGAUGGUACAGAACAGCGCCAUGUUGCAGACUGCUGGGUGCUUCAGGCAUGUCAGGUCAUGUGAAGAAAAAAAGAUUGUAGAGGAGUACCUGAAGUGGUACAUCAUCCACAGGAACAGCACUGCAAUCGAGAGAUUCAAGGCUGGACUUGAAAGUCUGCAGUUUCUGACAGCUCUGCAGCAGCAUCCGACGGUCCUGACCUGUCAUGCCGAUGUGAAGCUGUCGGCUGCAGAGAUGGAAAAUCUGUUCCAGCCUGAACUAAGUCAACAGGGAAGCAACAGGAGGGCUCAGAAAGAGAAAGCUAUGACUUACUGGGCAGACUAUCUUCUUGAUUGUGAAGGUUACUCAAUUUGCUCGUCUGAUUUUAUACACACAAAUUAUGAAAAGUUCCAGUGUUGAUGUAGAUAGUAUUUACUGUCAGUUGAUUUCAAUGCUUUCUACUUUUAGAAGAUGACAGCUCUGUGACCUUGGAGGAGGUGUUGAUGUUUGCUUUAGGUGUGCCAUGUGUGCCUCCUGCUGGUAUGAGUCCUCUGCCACGCCUUCAAUUCCUGUGUUGUACAACGUCAACAUUCCCAAUGGCGAAUACCUG